AUGUACGACUUUUCUUUCUCCGUGCCUUGGGGGCUCGCCUCCAUCAUCAGCGGGAUCGUGGGUCUGUCGCGUCACAAUGACCAGUCGUAUGGCAUCGUCAUCCUUAGCGGCAUCCUGUUCAUCGGCUUGUCGGUGCGGAGCAUCAAGCGCUUUUUCAGGGGCCAGCUGUCGCCUGAUGGCGUGAUUGUGAAGCUUGCCGUCACAUCGGGCCUGACGUACUGGACGUACCGGCGGUACGAGGCGACUAAGGACGUGCAUCCCGCGGGCGCGCUGGCGGCGAUGGGGGCGUUCAUGAUCCUGUUUUAUGUCUGGAACCUCUUCUUCGGCCCUGCGCCCCUGGACCCGCCGCCGCCCUACACCGCCCCCAAGAAGCGCCAGUAG
Messenger RNA from Monoraphidium neglectum, 381 nucleotides. RefSeq lists its product as hypothetical. Bases 1 to 381 code for a protein of 126 amino acids. Gene Ontology annotation, cellular component: membrane. NCBI's taxonomy places the organism in Eukaryota, Viridiplantae, Chlorophyta, Chlorophyceae, Sphaeropleales, Selenastraceae. The record is from RefSeq and is a predicted model, not a curated record. The transcript is spliced from 5 exons.